Molecule: messenger RNA, 1066 nt
Organism: Alternaria alternata
Lineage: Eukaryota; Fungi; Ascomycota; Dothideomycetes; Pleosporales; Pleosporaceae
Exons: 3
Coding region: 44-883 (279 amino acids)
Source: RefSeq, a predicted model, not a curated record
CAAUACUGAAAUUCCCACCAAUCUGCGCACAACAAAGGCGAAAAUGUCCGAUCCAUACGCAGCAUCAAGACUGUAUCGAAAGAACUUCGAGGACGCAGAAGCGCUCUUCGACAGCGGCGAUGUAGCUGGUUGCAUAUCGGCAGCUCAGUACAACUUAACCGAUACAAGCCUCCCCCCGUUCUACAUUAUUAGAAACUGCAUACUUCUGGUUGGCGCUAUGGAUAACUGGGACGAUGGAAAUGAAUGGAGGCUUGCCGCGGAGAGCACCUACAGUGAUGCGUUACGACGAUCAAGGGAAAUGAACGAUACGAAUUCGCUCGCCGCCCUACAAGAUCUCCGUGAGGAGCUUGACGAGUGGGCUAGGCAGCGAGACCGGGAUCUCCAGGAACACAUGCUUGAACAAGAGGAAGAGGACGAUGACGACGAGAUGGACUUGGAAGCAUAUGGAGUUGAGCUAGACAACAGCGAGGAGGAGGCGGAGAUGGAAGCCGAGGGCGUUGAGUUGGGCGAGGGUGACGAGCUGAUGAGAGGUGUAGAUGGUGAGGACACUCAACUUCUUCCAAUCCGCGGACACCAAGCUUCCACAGCAGGCCCCGUUGAACCGGCCAUCGAAGCAGCUACCGUAGUAUCCACGCCCAGCAUCGUCGUCGAAUCGCCUACCGAGCCUACAGCGCUUGUGCAAGAUGAUGACCAGCCCGCUCGCAGUCUGCGGAAGAAGAAGAGUAGGAAAUUUGGCGGUGGUGCAGCUAAUAUGCAUGCAUUUAACAAGUCAUUGGGCAGGAGUAGUGGCAAAUUGGUGUUCCACAACUUCGCGGAAGAUGAGGAUGAGGAUGACAACAGGGAAGAUAAGGGCGGCAAGGAUAAGGAUAGCAAGCGUGUUUGAAGUGCGACGUACGAAGCACGGUGUCACGCAGCGCCCGCCUAGGCAGCGUGUAUUGACUGUGCAUCUUGAAUUUUGGACGAUGCACGUCAGUCGCAAGAGCCUAGCCCACAAGUUUUCCCACGCUAAAAUAACCGAAACUUAAGUCAACCAUAUCCACGACUCUUCAAUCUACCUUGUACACGC